Messenger RNA from Equus caballus (horse), 3621 nucleotides. The record is from RefSeq and is a predicted model, not a curated record. NCBI's taxonomy places the organism in Eukaryota, Metazoa, Chordata, Mammalia, Perissodactyla, Equidae.
GCUUUGGGGAGAAAAAGCAGAAAAAAGAGAAUUAGAGAGAAAUGGCAUAUUUGAAGAGUUGGCUGGUAAAAGAAAACAGAUGGAAUGACAGCAGGAACAGAUUUUCUAGCCAGAUUGUAUAGACUGCCAGUAGAAGAAAAGAUGUUUAAUAGAGCCUUUCAAAUUCAUAUUGAGAAUUAAAAAAAAUUUUAUUGAGCACCAACUCUGAACCAGGCACUUUUUUAGUUCCUAGUUUCGUUAGGGAUGCAGCAGUGAACACAAUAGAUAAGAAAUGCCUGGCCUUAGUGAGUUGCCAUGUUCCCGUGUGGGGAGUCAAUAAAUGAAUGAAAUAUGUCAAAUGGUGAUAAGUGUUGUGGAGAAGAUGGAUAAGGGGGUGCUAGAGUGGUCAGGGAAGACUUCACCGAAGUGACAGUCUCACCUUGCGGGAGAGGGAGCAAGCCAUGUAGAUGCAUGGGCAAAGAACGUCACAGCAGAGAGACCUGCAAGUGCAGUGGCUCUGAAGUAGUUUGCCUGGCGUGUGUGAAGGACAGCAAAGAGGCCAGUGUUGUUGGAGCAGUGAGCAAGGGGGAGAGUAGAGGUGAGGUUACAGAAGUAAUGGAGUAGCCGGGUCUUGUAGGACCUCGUAGGCCGUAUUAAUGACCUUGGUUCUCUGAGUAAAAUGAAAGGUCGCUGAAGGCUAUUGAGCAGAGGAGUCUUGUGUUUUGACUUGUAUUUUAAAUCAUCUCUCUAACUGCUGUGUUGAGAAUAGGCUGCAGGGGAUGAGGUGGAGAGUGGAAGCAGAGAGACCAGUUAAGAGGCUAUUGUAGUCAGCCAGGUAAGAAAUUACAGCGGAUUGAAACAGGGAGAGAUUGGCACGAGUGGUUGUCAGGUUUUAGAUAUUUAGAUGGUAGAGCCAAUAGGAUUUGCUAAUGGGUUGAGUGUAGCAUGUAAGGCAAAGAGAGGAGUAAAAUUUCUCCAACCAAGUUUUUUGUCAUGAGCAACUGGCAGGAUAGAGUCACUGAUUACUGGAACGUAGAAUUCUGAGAGAAGAGCAGGUUUUGGCGGUAGGAGGUAUACAUCAGGAGCUCAGUUUUGAACUUGUUAGGUGCCUGAGAGACCUGUUAGACAUCUAAGUGGAGAUAUGGAGUAGGCAGUCAGAUAUGUGUGAAUCUGGGGUGGAGCGCAGAGUCAGGACUAGAGAUGCAAAUUGGAAAACUAUUAGUGUGUAUAUGGUAUUUAAAACUGUGAGACUUGAGGAGGUCACCAGGGCAAAAGUAUAGGUAAAGGUGAAGAAGAACCAGCAGUGACUGAAAACUAAUGACCUGUGAGGAGGGAGGAAAGCCAGGAGCAUGUGGUGUCCUGGAAGCCAGAAGAAGAGAGAGCUCGAGAAGGAGGGCAGAGGCACUCUGGGUUCUGAGCCGGAGAAUGGUGUGAAAAAGACAGCAUGAACUUUACGCCGACACAUACCCCUGUCUGCAGAAAACGUGGUGUUUCCGGUGGCUUCAGUGGUUCUCCCAGGUGGAGGGGAGUGUCUUUCUCAGAGGCAAUGGAGUCAACUCCCUUGCCUUCCGUCGAAGAUCGUCUGGCCAUCCUCUGCCCUUCUCAGGAGCUUCUAGAAUAUUAUCAAAAGAAAAUGGCUGAAUGUGAGGCAGAAAAUGAGGACCUAUUGAAGAAACUGGAACUCUACAGAGAAGCUUGUGACGGCCAGCAUAAACUAGAGUGGGAUUUGCAGCAGAGGGAGGAAGAGAUUGCUGAAUUGCAGAAAGCUCUAAGCGAUAUGCAGGUCUGCCUCUUCCAGGAGAGGGAACAUGUUUUACGCCUCUACUCAGAAAAUGACCGGCUGAGAAUCAGGGAGCUAGAAGACAAGAAAAAGAUUCAGAAUCUCUUGGCUCUUGUGGGAACAGACACUGGAGAGGUGACCUAUUUCUAUAAGGAGCCUCCCAACAAAGUCAGCAUUCUCCAAAAGACUGUCCAGGCUGUAGAUAUAUGUGAACAGAAUGCAUCUUCAGCUUUCAGAGCAGAUUCUAAAGUGAGCAAAAGAAAACCAGCAAUGAGAGAGAAGGAGGAGAGUUCUGAGCAAUACCAAGGAGACAUACAAACUCUUAUCCUCCAGGUGGAAGCCCUGCAGGCUCAGAUGGAAGAACAAACCAAGCUUUCUAGAGAGCAAGUUGAAGGGCUCAUGGAGGACAGACGGAUCCGCAUUGAAGAGAUACAAGUUCAUCAUCAGAGGAAUCAGGACAAAAUCAAAGAGCUUACCAAAAAUCUCCAUCACACCCAAGAACUACUCUAUGAGAGCACCAAAGACUUUUUGCAACUCAGAUUUGAAAACCAAAAUAAAGAAAAGUCAUGGAUGCUUGAAAAGGAUCAUUUGAUAUCAAAGCUUAAGCAGUACAGGGUGCAGUUUAAGAAGAAAGAAGAUAAAAUUGGAAAAGUUUGGCCAGUUGUUCAUGAGAGUCGUCAUAACCAAAACGAAUAUAUUAAGUCCCUAAAGGAUAAGUUAGUACAAGAGAAGAAGCUGUCCAGCAUGUACCAAGAGCAGUGCAUUGCCCUGGAAGAAGAACUUGCCCGAAUUCGGGAGGAGGAGGGGGUGAGGAGAGAGAUCUUCAAGGAUCGCACCAACAAGAUGGGGAAGCGUUUACAGGUAAUGACAAAACGCUAUGAGGCCUUGGAGAAUCGGCGUGUCUUGGAAGUAGAAGGCUUUAAGACGGAUAUUAAGGCUCUCCGGCAGAAACUGAAAGACUUGGAGCAAAUGCUCUAUAAGGCAACACUUAACGCGCGGGCAAACCAGGACCUUGCCAUCCUCUGUGAGGUCCGGGACAGCAAUAGACGGGCACAUAAGAUACAAGGAGAACUGAAGAACCUGAAGUCCAAAGUAUUUGGUCUGGAGAAUGAACUUAGACUCUGUUGAUCUUUACUUUUGGAAAUGACUCUCAUCUGGAAUAGGCCUGCUUCCUGAAAUCUGAAAACAAAAUGUCGUCUUCUCCCAGGAACUACAGGCAGAGAGAUGCCUGGGAUAGUGCUAUCUGUUAUUAUAGAGACAGAGUGAAGAAGCAUCAGGACUGCUUAUAAAGCUUUUCUUGCGUGUUAAGCUUUAUCUAUAGUUUUUGCUGUCCUGUUAACCUUUUAGUUGUUUUGGUCUGGACUAUAACCUGAAUUAGUUAGACAUUUUCCCACAUUUAUAAUGACAGCUUUUGUUUUUUUAAGAAGACAAUGACGAUGAAAACUUAGGAAGAAAGUAUUUUUCUGUGAGCUUGGCUGAGUGUCAAUGGGAACACCUUUCCUGAGGAGAGAAAGGCAUCCACAGAGCUCACCUUCCUCCCAGGCAGAGGGAAGGCAGCAAACCACAGCUUGUGAAAUGUGACUAGGCAGGCAUUCUGCUGUGUGACUGUGUUCGUGAGCUGUAGGGCCCGAGUUACAUUUUGGGACACCCAGUCUCAUGAAGUUUCACCAGAGGGCACCAGAGACCCUACUCUCAAGCAAAAUGUUCAUCUAGGAAGAUAAAGGUGCCACUUUGCUAAGAGCGAGUGAAACUUAAAUGAUCUUUGUAUAAAAAGUUCAUUAUUAUACCAGUAACAUGGUUUUUUAAAAAUAAUGUAUAUAUUUUAAAUUAACUAUUUUCAAUAAAAUAAGUAAUUGAAAAUA